This is a messenger RNA of Neurospora hispaniola, 831 nucleotides long. RefSeq lists its product as uncharacterized. The record is from RefSeq and is a predicted model, not a curated record. Gene Ontology annotation, molecular function: oxidoreductase activity, acting on the CH-OH group of donors, NAD or NADP as acceptor. Lineage: Eukaryota; Fungi; Ascomycota; Sordariomycetes; Sordariales; Sordariaceae. The transcript has 2 exons. The coding region runs from base 1 to 831 and encodes 276 amino acids.
AUGGCCCAAGUUGACAACGAAGUCAAGGGCAAGCUCGUCCUGAUCACGGGCGCCUCCGGAGGCAUUGGCGCUGCCGUAGCCCGCCGCCUGUGGUCUCUCGGCGCCCACCUCGCCCUCACCUAUUCUUCUUCCCCCGAGAAGCUGCAGGCCUUGGAGCAAGAACUCUACGAAGCCUUCACCAACGGCCAAACCGCCCACGACCCAGCCCUUUCCCUCAAUCGUACCACCGCCAACCCCAAUCCGCUGCCCUAUUCUACCCACAAAUGCGACUUGUCCUCGCCAGCCGACAUCCAACUCCUCUUUACCCAGCUCCAGAACCUGCACGGCCAGUCCGGCCCCGACAUCCUCAUCAGCAACGCCGGUUAUGGCAAACGCAUCCCCAGCAUUUUGGACAUCAGCCUCGACGAGUUCGACAAGAUGCUCAACAUCAACCUCCGCUCGUCCUUCCUCCUCUGCAAGCUCUCCCUCCCGCACAUGAUCCAGCGCAACUGGGGCCGCAUCAUCUUCGUCUCCUCCAUUGCUGCCCAAGGCGGUGGGAUCAACGGAUGUCAUUACGCUGCUUCCAAGGCGGGGUUGCAAGGCUUGAUGAAGAACCUGGCUAGGAAGCACGCCGGCCAGGGCAUCACGGUCAAUGAUGUUGCGCCGGCCAUGAUUGGGGAGACGGGCAUGAUUCCGGAUGCCAAGUUCGUGGAGGGAACGCCGGGAGAUGUCAAGAAUAUUCCUGUUGGAAGGCUCGGGACGACGGACGAGGUGGGGAAUGUGGUGGAGAUGCUGGUGAAGACGGGGUACAUGACGGGGCAGAGUGUGUUGUUGAGUGGGGGGUUGAUGUAG